AUGAAGUAUGAUCAAGUAUCCCAUUGUCAGAGGAGAAUAAUCAACGGUAGUGAAGUUUCUGAAGACAAAACGUAUGUGGUAUAUUUAGUAAAAGCACCAUUAUCGAAGAAAAUCUACGACUCAUGGCUUUGUGGUGGAGCAUUAGUUUCCAAAGAGUUUAUUAUAACAUCAGCUGCUUGUGUUGAAGAUGUAGACUAUCUGUAUGCCAUAGCAGGUUACAGGAAGUAUGUCAAGGACAAGUUUAUUGAAUACGAUGACUGCACCAAGACUAUGAAGAAAAAAGUUAUAUACACUUGCGUGCCGGUAGCGUACGAAUUUUCCUACGAUGAAAUAGAAAAGUGGUCGUACAUAGAUAUUGCAUUGGUCAAAGUGGAGUCACCUUACAAUUUGUUCGACGCAAGAUUCCAGAUAAUGUGCUCAUAUAUACCGACUAUAGCACGCAUUAAUUUUGACCCUAAACAUCAAGUGCCUGGUACAGAAGGUAUGGUGCUUGGUUGGGGGCACACAGAAAUGUGGCGAGAGCAUGGUGACAAAGUCAACUAUAACCAAGAAAUGCUCCGUUAUACAGCAACACUGCUAAUGGAUAAAAACCUAUGCAAGGAACACUAUAAGGACUAUCCGGAAUUACUAAAAACUAUUGAUAAGUAUAUGUUAUGUUCAUUGGAUGCCGGCCACAUGAACGAUAAGGGAGAAAUUGUAUCGCAAAAUCAUACAUUGGUUGAUGGCUGCAUUACACAAAACGAUAAACUGAUGGGCAUAGAAGGUGAAGUGUGUCAAAUGGAAACAAAAAGGGAUCCGAUUCUCGUAGACUAUAUAAACUACCCUAAAGAUGAGACACGUAAACGCAUGAGCACAAAUGACACGAUUGAAGAUGAAGAUAUAAAAAAUAGUAGCUCUAAUGAAAGUCUGACAGAAGAAACGCUACGGAAUAUCAAUUUUAAUGAAACGUUUGUUAAGAAAAACAUGGAAUACAGAAUAAGUCGGAGAAAUGGAAUAUGCCAGAAUGACCACGGUGGUCCACUCAUAGGUUGGAUCGGCAAACGAGAGGUAGUGAUUGGUAUUGCCUCAGUAUUUAAAAUUGAUGAAGAAAACAGAUGUGUUGGACCAUAUUUGUACACAAGUACAGUGUGUAACAGCGCUUUUUUACAUUGUACCUUACAUGAAGAGCCUCCGAGGGUUCCGAUUCCUAAAAAGACAGAAACUCCAGCUGAUAGAAGAGCAUUUUGUAACAGUCCUCCAAGCGUGAGGGGAUAUGAUACAAUUGAAAGAUUCGUGUCGUGGAAAGAUCAUCCCUCUGGGCCAGCAGACAAUGAAAAGGCAUUGCUGCGUUCUAAGCCUGUAAGAAAAGAAGAUAAGUUUGCAACACGUGUUGAAUCGGACAAAAAUUCAAAUGAGAAUGAUAAUCCUUUACGUGACAGAAAUACGCAACAAGUCAGCUUCCCGAAAGGUUUCAGUGGAAAAUAUAAAGCUCAGGCCAGUUUUUUGGCGCUAAUGAAACAAACACAGAAAUCAUCAGAAACAAAAACGGAGUCUUCCGAGGAAAAAGAAAUUGAAGAACCAUUAAAUUCUUCAUCGGAAGAGGUUGGAUCUAGUACGGGUACCUCGCAAACAACGAAUAAUCCUAUGGAUACAGAUCCAUCACCGAACAUAGAGUCUUCAUCGAACUUAGGUCCACCGCCAGAACUUCAAACAAAUUUGGGUCCUCCACAGCAAAUGAGACCUAACAUAGAGCUUGCAUCACAAAUGAAACCUUCGAAUUUACAGUCUCUACCAGAAAUAAGACCUUUAUAUCCAGAAAUGGGAUUGUCAUCGCAGAUUGUAUCACCAUCAGAAAUAAGACAAAAUUCGUGGCAGUCACAAAGUUUGGGAACCUCACAAAACCCAGAAUCUCCACCAAUCGUCGGGCCUCCAUUAAAUUUGGAUCCUUCACCGAAUAGCCCGUUACAAAAUCUAGGGUAUCCACAAAACCAGAGACUACCACAAUAUCUAGGGUCCCAACAAAAUCUGGGACCUCCACAAAACCUGGGGACUCUACAAAACCUAGGGCCUCCACAAAACCUAGGGCGUCCAACAAACCUUGGGCUUAUCCAGAACCAGAAGUUUUCACAAAAUCUAGGGCUUCCACAAAACCUGGGGCGUCCACAAAACCUUGGACCUCCCCAAAACCUGGGGCUUCCACAAAACCUAGUGCCUCCUCAAAACCUGGGCACUUUACAAAAUUUUGGGCCUCCCAAAAACUUAGGGCCUCCACAAGACUUAGGGCCUCCACGAAACCUAUGGACUCCACAAAAUCUGAGUCCUCCAAAAAAUGUGGGAUAUCCACAAAAUCCAGGGCGCCCACCAAACUUGAAUCGCCCACAUAACCUAGGGUAUCCAUACCAAGCGUUUCAACAAAAUUCGGGACCUAUAUCAAAUCUGGGACCAUCACCAAACUCAGGGAUUCAACAAAAUGUGGUUCCUCCAUCAAACCAGAAAUUUCAACAAAAUCUGGGGUCUCCACAAAACUUUAGACCUCCACAAAAUAUGGGAGUUUCGUUAAACUUACGACCUACUUCAAAUUUAGGACCACUGUCAAACUUUAAUCCUAUACUGAAUUCGGCACCCUCGUCUUACUCUGAACUACUGAAGAGUUUUGAUUCUCAAACGAAUUUAGGACCUUCUGUAAACAUGGGAUCUUCGUUAAAUUUUAAGACGGCACUAAACCAGGAUCCUUCGAGUGUUGGGAUACCAAAUAUGAGAAGUCCUACCUUUGAACCUCCGUCACAUACUGGUGCUCCGCCAAGAGUAGGACUUAACACAAACUCGUCACCAAAUCUGAAAAACACGGCUUACGACAAGAGUUUAAUAAGUAACCCAGUAGCAACACAAAAUGCAGAGAAAAAACAAAACCAACCGACCAGUCAGAAAGAUACAAAUGUUUUCGAGAAUUUCAAAAUGCGACCUCAAAAACCAAUCCGUAGUAAAUAAA
Spodoptera litura is the source of this 2968-nucleotide messenger RNA. The record is from RefSeq and is a predicted model, not a curated record. Lineage: Eukaryota; Metazoa; Arthropoda; Insecta; Lepidoptera; Noctuidae.